CAUCGGUUUGCACACGAAGAAGAUGCCCAUGUCGUCAAAGAAGUUGAGGAAGCGGAAUUUAUGGGCUUUUGACAUGGGGCGGCAGAGCAGGGCGUUGCCAAGGUCGUCGAGAAAGUAGAGGACUCCCAUUGUGAUAGUCGGGGGGGGUUUUUGCUGAAUGAUGCUUUUGGAUUUGAUGAUACUGUACAUGAAAGCCAUAGUCUCAAGUUGAUAUUGCAAUAUAUACAGUAGUAUCUGUCGAGGCAGCAGCAGCAUACGACGACGAACCUCCUUUCCUGCCUGAUCGAAGUCCUUCUCCGACAUUCCAAAUUUGAAGCCCAAGAAAACACACAAAAUGUCCACGAACUCUGGAGAGAUCCGGUGAUACUGAACGUGUCCAGGACUCAAGGCGCCAGUAUGGGUGGGCGGUUCAAGCCCAUUGGAAUACCUCGGAGAUGCAUUGGCAAGGAUUGGGCGCGACGUGUGUUCAGGGGGAUGGCCAGCCAAGCAGUUGAGACUUUGAGAGGGACACGCAAGGACAUGACAAGGCCACCGACAAGGAUCGCGACAAGGGGAGAGGGAAGAAGCCCCUAUUCGACGGAUUUCACAAGAGGAGAUUCAAAGAGGCAUAAGAGACUCAAGGGCAAAGACGUGUUUCAGCGUGUCUCUGGUUCUGCAUUUGGGCAGUGUGCUCUGCCACCUGUGAACUCGAACUCUCCAACUCCCUCCACUUCCCCAUACACCUACCUCACACCUCACUCACCUCGCUCUCAACUCUAUCAACUCUAUUCAACUUCACCUGUCCGUUCUCUCCAACCAAUACAUCCUACAUGUUGCCAACACCUCGACUGCCAACGAUGGCCGAGCACUGACCCGUUCUACACCCUGCGUGCCCUUGCAUCCCGCCCGCAAACACCAUCGCUGAACCCCAGACUCGAUCGUCGAGAGACUUACAGGACAGAUCGCUGUGCCACUGUCGCGUGCCAUCGCACCUUUUGUCCAUUCUACGAUUCUACUGCGUCUAUCUCGUCCAUCUCGUCCAUCUCCUCCAUUGAACUCGCCCACUGCUGGGCCGUUGCGACUAGGGCCCCCGCCCCUCACUUCUUACACCCGACGACCAGCGCGGUCAUGUCGAAGCAACCAUCCGACUCCUUCCUCCCAUCCGGCGCGGUUCCAUCUCCCCCUCCAGCGGUCUCCCCAUCGCAAAUCCCUUGCAGCGUCCCCGAUCACAUCUCCCCGACCGGCUCUGGUAGCCGCACUUCCCCAGUACCGAAACCCUACGUGCAUUCGUUACGCUCGCCUCCAGGCCUGGAGAGACCGCUCUCCCCACCCAAGACCCGGAGCGCGAGUGCGGACGAGAACCCCGCGGCCCUGGUGGACGAUUGGCGGGCAUAUGCCAGUAAAUUGAGGUGCCAGAGUGAGGGUGAGAAAGCACAUAUGUUGGCCGAUAGAGCACGGGCAGAGGAGGUGAUGGCCGAGGAGAGGGCUCUUUGGGAUAAAGAGCGGGACAUCUUGAAAGCAAGGAUUGCGGAGCUGGAGGCCGAGUUGGAGAAGAGGGCAGCGGGAACGCCGUUUCUCUCGUCGUCUCUACCUCAGAGGGGACGGCCGAGUGGACAUGGUCAGCAAGGGGCCUUGAGCUUUACGAGUCCGGGUUCGAACGCUGUGAGCGUGACAGGCAGUUCGGGCAGUCCAUCAUCAAGACCUGCAGUGCCGCAGGAAUCGGGACGUAAUGCUGAUGGGAGUCCCUUUUACGCCCCGGCGUCCCGCAACCCCUCCCGAACGUUCGAGCAAUCUGAGGUCACGGCACUACGAGUUGACACUAUGUUUGCGGCGAGAGAGAAUCCCAUCCGGGUUACCUCCAAGGAACUUACACCGUCAGACUUCGGAGUGCAGAGCCCCCAAACGUCAAUGAGCGAGCUGGAAACCAUCCCAGAAACCCCUGCCGAUUCCAUUGACAUCUCCCAUAUCCAACCCGAUCUCGAAGGAGUCUCCAUCCGCACCUCCGCCCUAUCUCCGAAAUUCGCAGCCAAGAUCCUCUCACCGCAAACCGAUUCACCCUCCAAACUAAGCCCCAAUAUCAAGCCUCCCGGACGAGACGUGAAGGAGAACGAAAACCCUGCACCCAAGGAGAGCAGUCUGAGCCCGAAUGGGCGACGGGUACCGGAUGUCGAAGGCUUGAUGUUGCAGCCGGAGACACAGCGCUUGACUAUGCAUGCCGGCCACACCCCAAACCAUUCCCUAUCGAGGUUCUCUGGCCUUCUGGAAGAGAGCGGAGGUGUGACACCGACGCAGGUCGAUAGCGAGAGCGUGCAGUCGCACCAACCUUCUGCUGUCGCAGGCGACGGUAUACAGGAGGAAGACGAAGAUAAAGAGCUCACUGGACCGCUGGGACUGACGAACGACAUGGGGAAAGAUGAUCUAUUCCUCGCGCAAUUGGUUGAGAAAUUGGACGAGGUCAAGAAGAGCGAAGGCACGAGUCCGAGUACGGAGAGUGCUGCGAGUAGGCUGAGCGACGAGGAGGUCAUCGAGAAGGACAAUGCGGACGCGGACGAUGAUGCGCCGCCGCUGCGACUGAAGCCCAGUCUUAAUUUCGGGAGGCCGAUUGGGAGGAUAUAAUACGCCCUCCAACUCCUUCCUGCACUCAAACCAACUCCGCUACCUCUCAGUCCAUAUUCCUCUCAGCUCACCACAGUCUCCAAAACGUUUUUGUCCCCUUUUCAUUCUGUACAGUGCGUUGGUGGGAAAAGUCUACAUACGAUAAACAUGGGAUCUGCCUGUUUGCUUCUUAAGAUAUUACACAUGUUUGUUUGGUGGGCGCAGUACACACAAAGAGCCAACUUCCCCCUCAUCAUUCAUCAUUCAACGCACUCUCAAAAUCCAAAAAGGAAAUAAAAAUCGGAUGGUUAUUUCAGGGGAUAAUAAAAGUAGCGCACAGUGAUCAAGGUUCGGCGUCAACAAACUGGAACGGAAGGGAACGCAUUACAGGACCAGGCCCAGGAGAGGCAUUACGGGUCCACUCACACAUACAUACAUAUCUUGACGUUUUUCCCUUUGUCCUGCGAGCGGGAUUAGAAUUUGG
Messenger RNA from Amorphotheca resinae ATCC 22711, 3058 nucleotides. RefSeq lists its product as hypothetical. The transcript has 3 exons. Lineage: Eukaryota; Fungi; Ascomycota; Leotiomycetes; Helotiales; Amorphothecaceae. The coding region runs from base 397 to 2595 and encodes 732 amino acids. The record is from RefSeq and is a predicted model, not a curated record.